This is a messenger RNA of Lasiosphaeria miniovina, 2795 nucleotides long. RefSeq lists its product as uncharacterized. NCBI's taxonomy places the organism in Eukaryota, Fungi, Ascomycota, Sordariomycetes, Sordariales, Lasiosphaeriaceae. The transcript has a single exon. Gene Ontology annotation, biological process: regulation of DNA-templated transcription. Gene Ontology annotation, molecular function: DNA-binding transcription factor activity, RNA polymerase II-specific; zinc ion binding. Bases 301 to 2607 code for a protein of 768 amino acids. The record is from RefSeq and is a predicted model, not a curated record.
GCCCUACACCACGGUCCAUGGUGACGCGGUGCAUAAUUGACUGUCUUGAAAAUAUCUGGCUCAGCUAAUUAACAUGAUAUAAUCCAGCACUAGCCGGCAUCCUUCAAGCUGGACAGCAGCACUUCAACUUUCAAACGUCUCACGAUUUCCCUCUGGGUUUGAAUACAACACCUACCUGCCUGCCUCCCUGCCUUAUCUCAGCUGGGUACGGACCUGUGGUUAUCACGCCUCACGCCCUCGAGAGAUAAGGCAACACGGCUGCAGCGUGUCUCUCGGGCCACUCGCCAGCGGCAAGCGACAAUGUCCAGCCCCAGCAGCUCGUCGCUGCACUCGCUCACGGGCCCCAAGAGAUCGCGCAAGGGGUGCAUAACGUGCAAGAUCCGGCGCGUCAAGUGCGACGAGACGCGGCCGCGGUGCAGCCGGUGCACGCAGACGGGGCGCACGUGCGACGGGUACGCGUCGUCGACGGCCAUCUCGGACCCGUCGCGGCGGGCGCUGGCCAUCGCCGUCAGCCAGAUGCAGGUGGUCGGCCCGGCGUCGCGCGUGCUGGGCGAGCCGCUGCCCGUCGAGGACGCCGCCUGCUUCGACUUCUUCCGUGUCUGCACCGUCGCCAUGACGAGCUCCGUCUUCCCCGCCGAGUUCUGGUCGCGCGAGAUGCUGAGCGUCUCCCAUGCCGAGCCCGCCGUGUGGCACAUCGCCGUCGCCCUCGGCGCCCUCCACCGUCGCUGGGAGUGGGUCAACAAUAACUACCACCACUGCGGCCGGCACGCCAGCAGCAGCGCCCACGCCCGUGCCCACUCCGACACCACCGACCUGGUGCCCUUCUUCACCCAGCAGGCCACCAAGCACUACUACACCGCCAUCUCGCUGGCCAGGGGCAUCCAGAACCCCUCCGCCCUCGCCGUCGUCAGCAUCGCCCUGGCCGCCGCCGCCCACCUCUCGGGCCGCUGGUCCGACUGCCUGGUCCACGUCCAGGCCGGCCUGCACCUCCUGAUCAAGAUGCAGACAAAGCCCCAGCCCCAGCACCAGCAUCAGCACCAGCACCAGCACCAGCACCAGCACCAGCACCAGCACCAGCACCAGCACCAGCACCAGCACCAGCACCAGCACCAGCACCAGCACCAGCACCAGCACCAGAACCGAACCUACACCCCGCCGUCAGGAAACAGCAAUCUAGAGAGCGCCACCCGGGGCUUCAAGCGGCUAGACCUACAGCAAGCACAAACCACACUCCCGCUGCCAUCCGAUCUGCAGGGCGCCGUGCACACGCUCGAGCGGCUGGACCUGCAAGCCAUGGUCUUCUGCGACAUGCGCGUGCCGUACAACUACGAGAGCGCCACGGUCGCGCUGCUCGCCGACGCCGUGGGCGGGCGGGCCACGUACCUGCCGAACCCCGGGUGGGCUGCCGCCAGCGACAGGCCGCCCGGCGACCUCGACGAGGCGAGCCUGAUGGUGAUCCGCAUGAUGCGCCAGUUCAUGGUGCUCACGUACGCGGUCGAGACGGGCAAGAUCGCCAUCGCCGUCUACGCGGCCGCGCGGCUGCAGCUCCUGCAGGAUUCGCGCCGGCGCGAAAAGCAGCUCGCCGCCGUGCUCUCGCCGCCACCACCAGCAGCCACCGGCAGAAAAACCAACAACCCGCGCAGCAGCACAGCACCACGGCAGCAGAACCCCUACGACAACUCCCACCAAGGCUCCACCACCACCACCACCACCACCACCAACAACAACAACCCCACAUCGCCAGAACAGCAACAACAACAGCGCAAGACCGUCCUCUCCCUCUUACUCUACCACACGGUCCUCAACGUGCUCGUCGGCGCCGGUCUCCUCGGUCCCGAGACACGGUGGGACGCGCACACGGCAGGCUUCGCGCGCAUCGUCGGCCUCGCGGGCGCCGUGGCGCGGCACACGGACUCGCCGAUGCGCUUCUUCAUGUCGCUGGAGCUGGGGCUGGCCCUGCCGCUGUACCUGACCGCCAUCCGCUGCCGGCACCCCGUGCUGCGGCGGCGCGCGCUGCGCCUGCUGCACCGGCUCGACCGCCAGGAGGGCAUCCUCAACUGCAAGGCCACGGCGCGCGUCGCCGAGCAGGUCGUGCGCGUCGAGGAGGACGGGGUGAGUGGGAUCAACCUGCCGCUGCUGGGGCGGGACGAUGAUGACGACGCGGACGCGUAUUACCUUCCUGGUGAUGAUCGGAGCGACGAGUAUACGGAGGCGAGCUUGGAGUCGCUGCUGCUGCUGGACGCGGAUAACGAGGGCUCGUUUUGGAGCGGCGGGGGUGCGGGGUCUUCUUGUCAGUUUCCUCCUGAUGAUGAUGAUGAUGAUGAUGAUGAUGAUGAUGGGGAUGGGGAUGGGGAUGACGGUGAUGAUGAUGAUAAUGAUGGGGAUGGGGAUGACGGUGGUGAUGAUGAUGUGCUUGUGGUUGGGGAGGAGGCAGAGCCGUGCCCGGCGUGGCCCGACGGGUGGCCCAACAUCCCCGAGGAGAAGCGGUCCAUCACGCAGCAGCUGCUGGUCGACGUCGAGACGAACACGGUGCACAUCAAGAUCUACGUCGUGGGCCGCGGCGAAGGUGGCGCGUACCUGGGCAGGACUGUGACGGUGGAUAUGUAAUCAGAGGCCGAUGCAACGGAUUAGACUGGUUCUAGUUUAGAGUAAAUAGUAGACGAACGAAGAAGAGCCUGGAAUUGCUCAAAUCGCGGAGAAUGAAACCGAAUUCGUAUAAAUGUCCUACAUCACGACUGCCUUUAGGAACGAAAUUGUUUUUAGGUUCUGCGACGAGAUUCCCGGUCAGCUUUCGC